Pleurotus ostreatus (oyster mushroom) is the source of this 2916-nucleotide messenger RNA. RefSeq lists its product as uncharacterized. The transcript has 15 exons. Lineage: Eukaryota; Fungi; Basidiomycota; Agaricomycetes; Agaricales; Pleurotaceae. The record is from RefSeq and is a predicted model, not a curated record. The coding region runs from base 1 to 2916 and encodes 971 amino acids.
AUGCUUGACCACACUAAUACCUUGAUUAGGACGCAUUAUCAGUAUCUUCUACUUGUAUAUGUGGAUGUCUUUACAUUGAGCAUGCCGCGCGUCGUCCAUCGCCAGAUGACCCAAAUGCACCACUCUUUCGUGGAGGAGUUCCAGACACCACCUGUGGUGGAUUCCAUCCGAUUGGGCCAUGGAGCAUGGGGGCCAGUUGUCUUUGUGGUCAGCAGUGGCAACAGCACGAGCAUGCAGAUACUCCACCACGUCCUACGGCCUCCCCCAUUACCUCCUCACCUGCCCACUGUCACAUCCCUUACCAGCCCUGUGGAAGCAGCACAUCCAGUUGCACCACGGAACACGCCAAUGCCGGCCCCUAUUGCUGCCUAUAGCGGUAUCCGGGCGGCUGGUGCAGGAAGUACCAAUGAUCGAAGGGUCAAUGCAUACCAACGGCACGCGGUCGACACUCGUCGACGCCCCAGACACGGCUAUCCAACUGGUCCAGCUUCAGGCAGUGCACCUGCAGUGACGUCCCAGCCCUCCUCCCAGCCUAACGAUCCUGCAAAAUUCUCCAUUGAUCUUGGUCUAUUGCCUGUCGCACUCCCACAAGCGCCCAUGUGGUCUGACGAAACGAAACUAGAGCCACCUCCCACACUGAAUCUUAACGACCAUCAAAUUGCUACACUGCAGGAGAAACUUAGGGAGCAUAACCUAGUUCUGACGGUAGAGGUACCGCCAAAUGGACUUGUCCAUGCAGCAGUCAACAAACAAAUUGAAGAUUUCUGUGUCACGAACCAAUUUGCGUUGAAACCUAGGUCUAGCGCCAACCCCAACUCAUCUUCCGCUUCAGUCGCCAACUUCAACUGGACCUUUUAUGUACCUCUACGCCGAGCAGCCAAUCAUACACGCAACUUCGGUGCAAAGAUUCUAACAGCAGACACUUUCACCGCAGACACUUUACGCCGUGCUCCUUUCGGCAAAAAUGUUGCAAACCACACUUCGCCACGGGUGUUUGCUUUCAUAGGACCCAACUUCGACCACCUUUGGGGUCCUCUACCGGGUGCCCAUGACCCAGUUCUGCAUCGUUGUUUUUACAAAACGGUCAUGGCGUUUUUGCCCCCUUUCCGGGAUGACGACCACGAGCCUGUUUGCCUUCAAGGUUGCCCUAGAGGAGAGAUCCCCCUUGAAAAUGCUAUUGCCUCUACAUCGAGUCUCAAUGUUGAUCUUUAUCACUCAGACUCAGACUCUGUGCCGCCUUCACCCUCAGAGCUGUUCCCCAUACACCGUACUACUACCCCCGAUCACUUCACUAUUCCUUCUUCAACGUCAGUUGUCACAGCCUCACCUAAUGCGGGUACCUCAUCGACACGGCCAUUACUAGUUCAUUCAAGGUCUCCAUCUCUAGAGCUUGUUGAGGCAAUAUGCCGACCUGCAAGGCGUCCAAGGAUAGGGACCCUCUCAAAUUCUGCAGGAGCAGUGCUUGUCCCGUAUCCUCAAAGCUUAGCCAGCAUAGCGAGCCGCCUCCCUGCGCCCGUCCCGUUUAACCGUGUUGAUGGGUUGUUUGUUGAAGGAUGGAUUGAGCGUGUGCGCGAUGUUUUGCCACCAAGACCUAGUGGACAAGAAGUGCGCAUUUCAGGACCUGAUGUGGAUGCAUGUGCCAAGGUGUUGGUGUUUCUUGUGACGUGGCAUUUCCGGCAUCCUCCACUUUUAGAUUCACAGUGGGACGACAUACUUGCUCAAAAUUGUCCAGGAGUGCAGUGUGAGCUGGUGUCAUUGUCUGCCUUUCUAAACCAUCGUCGUUCUUUCUGCGUUGGCGAAGGUAUUGGUUCUGGUCCCGAGCGUGCAGUAUUGUCUCGUGCCAUUGAGAUUGCUUCAUCAGAUGUUGCGUACUGGCAGCAAGGUGUCGGACACAGCUCAUUGUACCAAUCAAUGCUUCUUUUCCCUUCGACCGAUAGUAUCCAAACAAGGCGCACAACGUUCGCCACCCAUGGAUUCCUUUGUCUUAUCCAUAUGUUGAACAUUCCUGCCGCUCCAUUUCCCAUACAUCCCUUAUUGCUUUAUCUUGUGAUUGACGGACGCAUGGCCUUCACGAUCGACCUUCCCUUUCUCCAAGAAAUUGAUGAAGAUCUUGUCAAGACUUUGCGUCCUUGGACGUCGUGGGAUCGCCGUUCGAGCCAGCCUUUGCAUGGGCAGACUACUGAGCUCCAUGGCCUUUUGGCAGCAUGUGAGAUACCGACCAACUGUCUAACAGACAACAUGGGUGACUCUGAGCUUGAUGGCAUUGAGCGUAGCAUGCUUAGCUAUCUUCUCUUUGGCUCGAAAGAUAUCAGCCAUCAUCCUGACUACCUCGCUUUCUGCCAUGGCUUCAAUCUCAAGAUUUCUAGAGACGUGUCUGUCCUCGAUUCAUAUUUCCUGCCAGCUACUGACUUUGACGUGAACGCCAGACUUUUAUUUGGUCCUCCAAGGGCCUUUUGGCCUAUUUACUCCCAUACAGCAGCUACCUCUGAUCAGUGCAAUAUUGGAAAGAGGUUCAUAGAACACCUCCGACGUUACCUCUUGGGUGUUGGUCAUGUUGAGCAUGACUGGACACAACCUUUCCUUGAUGUGACCGACGUUGCAGCCAAAAAACAUGAUCUACUUUUGCGCAGUCAUCUUUUGCUAGCCACGCUCACCGGUUCAAACAAGAUCCCAACAGCAGAUAAUUGGAGCUUGACAUUUAACAUUUCCUAUAAGCCUUUUCUGGACACAUUGGAGGUCAAAAUGCCACCUCUUAUGAGCAUUCAUGCUUGCUUCCAUUCAGCAGAUGUUAUCGUCGACUCCUCCUUUCGCAAAAUCCUUCUAGAUGCCUUACCUUCCAACCCAAGGCAGGCAACAGCGUUUGAUGCAUGGCUCCAUUUGCAGCUCAUUGGUCCAGACACCUUUGAGAUGGUAUAG